UUUUCUCUCAUAGAGUUAUGAACGAAAGACGGCCCUGGGCGGGACGGUGCUCAUUGGUGACGUUUCAAGUCGGGCAAAUGGCGUCGACAUCGCGUCGACAGCGACGAAAGCAGUUACUUAACAAGAGAGCUGCUGGAAGGUUUGGGGUAUGGGAGCGUAAAAAGCUGUACGGCCGCUCCGUCGCUAUGGAUGAAAAAAUGAAUGAAAGGAAGAAAGAAAAGGAGAAAAAUCGUCGUCAGCCAGCAUACCCCCCCCCCCCCUCCUUCUAUUAA
Messenger RNA from Meloidogyne enterolobii, 272 nucleotides. The record is from the annotation of a GenBank genome assembly. NCBI's taxonomy places the organism in Eukaryota, Metazoa, Nematoda, Chromadorea, Rhabditida, Meloidogynidae.